GCGCGGAUGACAAUGGCGAUGACGAUUCUAGCUCUCAGAGCGCCGGCGCCGGCGUUGUCGAUCGCUCCUCGAUCGAGUAGGCUGCUGCUACUGAAUCGCUGGAUGGCGCUUCGCGGCGAUCGCUCCUCCUUGCGUGCCCGGGCGUCGAAAUAUUCCAAUUAUAUUGAGGAGGGAGAGGAGAAGGGGGAGAAGCGCAGGAAGCCAGGGAAUGCUCUCUACCUCCUCCUCCUCGCAAAUCUCGGCGUCUACGCGCUGGAUCACUGGCUGGAGGUACCAGGUAUGAAGCUGCUCUACCUCUAUCACAAUUCCCCACGCUGGUACCAAUUCAUCACCGCGACCUUCUGCCAUGGAAACUGGGGCCACAUUUCCAGCAAUCUCUUCUUCCUCUACAUGUUUGGCAAGCUCGUGGAGGAAGAAGAGGGGGGAUUUGGGCUGUGGGCGUCUUACAUUGUGACCGGGGUUGGAGCAAAUCUUCUCUCCUGGCUGCUCCUCCCUGGAAACGUUGUGUCGAUCGGAGCCUCUGGAGCGGUGUUUGGAUUGUUCGCGAUCAGCGUUCUUGUCAAGCUGAGCUGGGAUUGGAGAAAGCUGCUCGAGGUGUUGGUCUUGGGACAAUUUGUUGUGAACAAGGUGGUGGAAGAGACUCAAAUGCUGCAAGCUGCGUCGAGUGUGAAUCACGUAGCACACUGCGCUGGAGCAAUGGUUGGCGUGCUGCUCAUCUGGGCUCUAAGCAAAAUUCCAGCUCAAAAACACGACCAUUGAUCUAUUUUUUGUAUGUUCACAUCCAACGGCUCUGCUUCUUUUAGUUUACACCAUUAAAGACCAUUUUUACGUAAAAA
This is a messenger RNA of Selaginella moellendorffii, 836 nucleotides long. Its product is annotated as rhomboid-like protein 11, chloroplastic. Gene Ontology annotation, cellular component: membrane. The record is from RefSeq and is a predicted model, not a curated record. The transcript has 4 exons. The coding region runs from base 7 to 759 and encodes 250 amino acids. Gene Ontology annotation, molecular function: serine-type endopeptidase activity. Lineage: Eukaryota; Viridiplantae; Streptophyta; Lycopodiopsida; Selaginellales; Selaginellaceae.